CUGGGAGAAGACGCCAUGAGCCCCACCCUCAAGGCCCUGGACUGUCUUCCAGUGCUGAGUGUGGGCCUCAGGACCCCAGUGCAGACAGAGACCCUCCCCAAACCCACCCUCUGGGCUGAGCCAGGCCCUGUGAUCCCCAGCGGGAGCCCCAUGACCAUCUGCUGUCAGGGAACACGAAAGGCUAAGGAGUACCUACUUUAUAAAGAGGGAAGCCGAGCACCAUGGAAAGAACAGAAGCCACUGGAGCCUGGGGACAAGGCCAAGUUCUUCAUCACAAGCAUGACAGAGCAUGAUGCAGGGAUAUAUCACUGUUACUACCUCAGCCCCACUGGCUGGUCAGGGCACAGUGACUUCCUGGAGCUGGUGGUGACAGGAUCCUACAGCAAACCCAGCCUCUCAGCCCUGCCCAGCCCUGUCGUGCCCUCAGGAGGGAACGUGAACCUCCAGUGUGGCUCAGGGCAGGGAUUUGACACAUUCAUUCUGACUAAGGAAGGAGAUCACAGGCUCUCCUGGACCCAGGACUCAGAGCCACAGCCCAGUGGGCAGUCCCAGGCCCUGUUCUCUGUGGGCCCCAUGACCCCCAGCGACAGGUGGACGUUCAGAUGCUAUGGCUAUUACAGGAACAGCCCCCAGGUGUGGUCAAACCCCAGCGAUGCCCUGGACCUCCUGGUCUCAGAAGGUGUCUCAGGUGGACAGUGA
Molecule: messenger RNA, 699 nt
Organism: Myotis lucifugus (little brown bat)
Lineage: Eukaryota; Metazoa; Chordata; Mammalia; Chiroptera; Vespertilionidae
Product: leukocyte immunoglobulin-like receptor subfamily A member 5
Exons: 5
Coding region: 16-699 (227 amino acids)
Biological process (GO): cytokine-mediated signaling pathway
Molecular function (GO): inhibitory MHC class I receptor activity
Source: RefSeq, a predicted model, not a curated record